AUGUGUAUUGCCAGAUCCUCCAUUGACAAGUCCUGUCAUGGAGCAGAUCCUCCAUUGACAAGUCCUGUUAUGAAGCAGGUAACGAAUCCAAAAACACCUCUCAUUACGGAAAUAACAAUCCAAGAAGGCACCAUGUUGAAUUUGUCGUGUGAAGUGACUGGUGGAGAACCGCGUGUGCUAACCGUUACAAUACGGUGUGAUGGCAUUAACCCCAGUACAUUUUAUUCGGUGGUCGGAGAUCGUGUUACAGGUUAUCUCUCGUUAACCGUGUGGAGGAACCUCCACAAUCACACCUGCCAAUGUUCAGCUACACACAAGACAGGUCGAUACCAUCUUACUACGAGUGUCACCAUUCGAGUUAACUAUGCUCUUGGUGUGACAGUACGCCAUGAGGUUAACUCCAGUAACAAGAUCCUAAGGGUGAUAUGUGAAGUAGAAGGACGUCCAGACAACUACAGCUUCUCUCCAUUCACUCACUUCUGGGGCGAGGACAGAAUCAGAGAACUACCAGGACAACGCGUAUCGCCUAACAAGUACGUGUUGACGGUUCAAAACGUGAUAUACGCUGACUCGGGGAGGUAUCAAUGUGAUGUCAGUAAUGGAGUUCAAGGAUUGAACAAGGUCAAAGUUCAAACUAAUUUCACGUCAGUAGAAAUAGGUGAAAACCCCAUUUUGGGUGAUAUGGAACAGAACCAGACUGUGUCCGCUGUCCUUGGUAAAACUGUUGUUUUGGAGAGAAAGAUAUUCAGUAACUCCAAUAUUACUCUUCACACGUGGACAAACGUACGGGGUCAGAAGUUACUAGGUGAACUUUCUACCACAGAAGUGACGUUAAAUAUAUACAGUAUCACAGUCAAAGAUAUCGGAUAUUCAAUCAGUUUGGAGAUUCCUAAAUUAAAUAAAGAUGACCAAGGACUUUACUCUCUGAAUAUCUGUAACAGCUUUGGAUGCGGCCAUUUUAACACAGCUUUAAACAUAGCAAUUCCAGAAUCUGUCGAUGGCUCCACGUCUGACUCAGUUUCAGGUGUCACAGGUGUUGUCAUUCUGGUGGUGAUCAUUGUCGUCGUCAUCGUUAUAGUCAGAAAGAGGAGGAAUUCAACAACAAACAAACAUUCCCCGGAUGAUGAUGAUCAUGAUUAUAUGAACCAGGACAACAACCAACAGGUUGAACGUCCGGCUGUGGAAUAUGUGAACACUGUGAACAAUAUGUACGAUGUGAACACUGUGAAUGAUGUGAACACACAUGCUGAGGAGCCCCAUGUUUAUCAAACGCUUAACAAUUGAAGACCUUUUCUGAAUUAAACUAGUUUCGUGUUUCUACCCAAUUAAGUUUCAAACACGUUGUUCCGGACAAACACAUGAUAUGAUCGUGAAUUAGUUGGUUUUCGUAAAUUCCUUAUUAUUAUACAAUACCCAACGCCUACAAAUUAAAAGAACUAAUGAGCAAUAAGAGAAUUAAGUACGGUAAAAAGUUCGCAAAAUUAAUAAAUGUAAUUUGCCAGGGUUUUAUACGCCCUUGUAAUCCACAUCAUAAUCAGAAUGGUUUCCACACAUAUUAUAUAUAUAUAUAUAU
Gigantopelta aegis is the source of this 1573-nucleotide messenger RNA. RefSeq lists its product as uncharacterized. The record is from RefSeq and is a predicted model, not a curated record. The transcript has 7 exons. Gene Ontology annotation, molecular function: cell adhesion molecule binding. Gene Ontology annotation, biological process: cell-cell adhesion. Lineage: Eukaryota; Metazoa; Mollusca; Gastropoda; Neomphalida; Peltospiridae. Bases 1 to 1284 code for a protein of 427 amino acids. Gene Ontology annotation, cellular component: cell-cell junction.